UUGCGGCGCGGUCACGAGAAAGAAUCGAGCACACCUGCUCAGAAGCUGGCCUUGCCGCGCGGCAUGUGAUCAUCCGGGUACUUGUGGGUAUACCACAUAACUGAAACCGAAGUCUCCCAUUAGCUGCCUUUAAUCUCCCAGUUUAGACGAUAUUUUCGGGGUUUUCGCUUAAAAACGGAGUUUGUCAGAGAUUGUAUCGAGAAAACAUCGAAAUCGAUGGUGGAACAUUUAAAAAUGACCGCAGAUAACGCGUAAGCAGAGCGUUGCUGCUAAUUGAGAGAAGAGUUGCAGCCCCUUUCUGCGUCAGCUGCGGUUUCCACCGUUCUACACAUGCAUUCAUUGCUGGUCAGCAGACCCAACGCUGUGGAUAAAUUCAUGGAGCUUGGUUAAGGUCCGACAAACCUUUAUCGCCAUCCAGGAACGGAGAGCAGCUUUAAAGCUACUUCGGCCUCGGAUGUGUAUUUGUGACUUUGUUUUUGCCACAGAACAACGUUAGAGGGCGUCGUUUGUUGUUUGUGGGAACUCCUUAAUACCUUUUUCACCCCACUAGUGGUAAAAUAAAAAAAUAAGGGAGGCGACAUGGUGGUCAAUACCAUCCACUGGUUCAGGAAGGGACUACGGCUGCAUGACAACCCGUCUCUGAAAGACUCUAUCCAGGGAUCGGACACCCUUCGUUGUAUUUAUAUCCUAGACCCCUGGUUCGCUGGAUCCUCCAAUGUGGGCAUCAACAGGUGGAGGUUUUUGCUGCAUUGUUUAGAAGACUUGGAUGCCAGCCUGCGCAAACUCAACUCCCGCUUGUUUGUCAUUAGAGGCCAGCCUACAGAUGUCUUCCCUCGUCUGUUUAAGGAAUGGCAGAUAAACCGUUUAUCUUAUGAAUAUGACUCUGAGCCUUUUGGCAAGGAACGUGACGCUGCCAUCCAAAAACUAGCCAAUGAGGCUGGGGUGGAGGUCACGGUGCGGAUUUCACACACCCUCUACAAUCUGGACAAGAUUAUAGAACUUAAUGGCAAUCAGCCUCCACUCACCUACAAACGCUUCCAGGCUGUAAUAAAUCGAAUGGAUGCCGUCGAGAUGCCAGUGGAGACGAUCACAUCUGAGGUUCUUAAAAACUGUGUCACACCAAUCAGUGAAGACCAUGAUGAAAAGUUUGGGGUGCCCUCCCUUGAAGAGCUUGGUUUUGAGACAGAGGGUUUAACCACAGCAGUGUGGCCUGGAGGAGAAACUGAAGCCCUCAUGAGGCUAGAGCGGCAUCUCGAGCGGAAGGCCUGGGUUGCAAACUUUGAGCGUCCACGUAUGAACGCUAACUCUCUGCUGGCCAGUCCAACAGGCCUCAGCCCCUACCUGCGCUUUGGAUGUCUCUCAUGCCGGCUCUUCUACUUCAAACUUACUGAUCUCUACAGAAAAGUCAAGAAGAACCACACACCACCACUGUCCUUAUACGGCCAGCUGCUGUGGAGAGAGUUCUUCUAUACAACUGCCACCAACAACCCCUGCUUUGACAAGAUGGAUGGCAACCCCAUUUGUGUCCAAAUACCCUGGGACCGAAACCCAGAGGCACUGGCCAAGUGGGCAGAAGGACGAACGGGCUUUCCUUGGAUAGAUGCUAUUAUGACCCAGCUGAGGCAGGAGGGGUGGAUCCAUCAUUUGGCAAGGCACGGUGUUGCUUGUUUCCUCACCAGGGGAGACCUCUGGAUCAGCUGGGAAGAAGGCAUGAAGGUUUUUGAAGAGUUGCUUCUGGAUGCAGACUGGAGUGUAAAUGCUGGCAGCUGGAUGUGGCUUUCUUGCAGUUCAUUUUUCCAGCAGUUUUUUCAUUGCUACUGCCCCGUGGGAUUUGGACGACGCACCGACCCAAAUGGCGACUAU
This is a messenger RNA of Pundamilia nyererei, 1863 nucleotides long. It is a transcript of the gene cry1b, whose product is annotated as cryptochrome circadian regulator 1b. The record is from RefSeq and is a predicted model, not a curated record. Lineage: Eukaryota; Metazoa; Chordata; Actinopteri; Cichliformes; Cichlidae. The annotation marks the transcript as partial. Gene Ontology annotation, cellular component: nucleus; cytoplasm. The transcript has 9 exons. Gene Ontology annotation, molecular function: DNA binding; FAD binding. Gene Ontology annotation, biological process: negative regulation of DNA-templated transcription; entrainment of circadian clock by photoperiod; circadian regulation of gene expression.